CGUUGCAUAACAUGGUGUUAUGCCAUUUGCACACGACAGCUUGUUUAUUUUCGUUUUUGCAGCAGCAUUGUUUGCACAAUUUGCACAGUUUGUUAGUCAACUGUAUAAUACCCAAAAAACAGGCAUCAGGCAUGUUGUGCAUUUUGGUGUGUUUACUGAGUGCAGACUUCGCACUUGCCGUGUUGACAGCAGAGAGUCUCUCAAUACCAUGCAAGGCACAUUCGGUACAAGGAGUGCAAUAUCGCAAAAUCAGUUGGUACAAGGUGAUUGGACCUGAGUACCGAGGGCUUGUUAUGAAGAACCUACAUGAUAAUCACACAACAGUCUACCGAGGCGCGAACCACUCAUACGAAGUGGGGGCGGAGUUUUCUUUGCUCCUACCUGAGCCAGCGCUGGGGGAUUGCGGCACUUACCAGUGCACCCUCUGGCCACCCCUGGGUCACUACAUCCAGGAAGGACAGUAUGAAUACUACCCCGCAGGUUGUUUGCGACCAACUGAGGCAUUACCCAUGAUGCCCCUCCCUGUCACUCACUUCAGCUGUUUUGACAUCACAAGAAAUCUGGCGUCUUGGGGAAUUCCAGCCGCUCUUAUUCUCAUCAUCAUCAUCGCUGGAAGUGUCUUGUACUUUUACCAAAGACAAAAACAAUAUAAACUGGCAGAGACCAUUUGAAGUUUCACGUGUCACUGUUAACUCUCAACUAGUUGGAUGGAAGUUAUCUGCUUUAUACAAUUCCAGCCUUUCAGAGAUUAGGUCUUAUCUUUAACACAGUAGCAUCAUAUAUCAAUAUCUGAUGUAGUGGUACAGGGUGGACCUCACAAGCGUGUCGCUAUCCUAACAUCUCAAAUUAAUUUCACAAGGUGUCACCCUUCCAUCAAAAAUGGUUCUGGUAUGACUUUGAACAAAAUUUGGAUUCAGUUUUGACCUCCUGUGCAAUUGUCAGCUGACAAUUAUUUUGAUUAAUAUUUGAGACACCACACCCAUAACCUUGAAAGUGAAAUUGUGUGUGUGUGUGUUGGUUGGUGUGUGUCUCUGUGUAUAAUAUCACUGAGUGGGGUUUCUCUGUCCUUACUCUGGCAAAUUAGUUGGUGUUGAUAAUUGUUUACAAUGAGUUAAGCUCGCAGUUAUGAAGGUUGCAAGGCACCUUAAGCCACCUAUUCUAUAUUUUUCUCAUCAAUACAUUAUUUUAUUCUUUUUUAUUUGACAACUAUGAUUUGCUGUAAAUAACAUUAAUUGUAUUGUACUUAUGCUGUCUAAAUCUGCUGCAAGACGCUGUGUAAAAUGUGCAAUAUAAAUAAAUUACUUUGACAUUGAAA
Molecule: messenger RNA, 1315 nt
Organism: Alosa alosa (allis shad)
Lineage: Eukaryota; Metazoa; Chordata; Actinopteri; Clupeiformes; Clupeidae
Exons: 4
Coding region: 12-671 (219 amino acids)
Source: RefSeq, a predicted model, not a curated record